This is a messenger RNA of Geosmithia morbida, 1419 nucleotides long. Its product is annotated as aurora kinase, other. Gene Ontology annotation, biological process: protein phosphorylation; mitotic spindle organization; regulation of cytokinesis. The transcript has 2 exons. Gene Ontology annotation, cellular component: spindle microtubule; spindle pole centrosome; chromosome passenger complex. The record is from RefSeq and is a predicted model, not a curated record. NCBI's taxonomy places the organism in Eukaryota, Fungi, Ascomycota, Sordariomycetes, Hypocreales, Bionectriaceae. Gene Ontology annotation, molecular function: protein kinase activity; ATP binding. Bases 1 to 1419 code for a protein of 472 amino acids.
AUGGCUCCCACGUCAUCGAUCGAGGCCUCGCUGGAGCGUUUGACAGUCACGGAUGAGAACGACGUCGGCGAGGGUCUCAAGUCAUAUACCAAGCCGUCCAAGGUUCGUCAGAGAGUACCGGCGUGGUUAUUAGGCGGCAAUGAGGAGAGCACGAUAUUCUUAUACCCGGACCUGGAGCUGACACCUAAAACCGCCGAUCAGCUGACGGCCUCUUGCGGUAGCAAAUCGCAGGUGCCCACGAGCGGUGCGCGGCACAACCUGUUCAAGGUUGCCCUGCAGUCGCAGAGCGGCAAUGUGGCCUCUGUGACGCUGCCGUCGCAGGCCGCCGCGCAGCAGCACAAGGCCGGCAGCGGUGGCGGCGGCGGCGGCAGCGGCAGUCACAGCAACGCCCCUACCUCGCCGACCCGCAAACCCGUCCCCGCCAGCCCCAACCGUGCGGCGGAGCCUCACAAAGCCGACAGGCUGGCGCGCCUGCGGGUAGCGGAGCAGACGGAGGCACAGCGCGAGCAGGAGGAGCAGAAGCAGCGGCAGCGCGAGCAGCACAUGGCCGAGUCGUCCUCCAUAUCGAGGAUGCCCAACACGCAGUUCCACCUCGGCAUGUUCGAGGUAGGCAAGCCCCUGGGCAAGGGUAAGUUCGGCAGCGUGUACCUGGCGCGUGAGCGGUCGAGCGGCUUCGUGUGCGGACUCAAGGUUCUCAAGAAGAGCGAGCUCCAGGCCGGCGGCGGUGUGGAGAAGCAGGUUCGCCGUGAGAUUGAGAUCCAGAGCAACCUACGCCACCCCAACAUCCUCAAGCUGUACGGCCACUUCCACGACUCGAAGCGCAUCAUCCUCAUCCUCGAGUACGCCGCCCAGGGCGAACUCUACAAGAUCCUCCGCAAGGCCAGCCGCUUCCAGGAGUGGAGGGCUGCCCAGUACAUAUCCCAGAUGGCCUCGGCCCUGCGCUACCUCCACCGCAAGCACGUCAUCCACCGCGACAUCAAGCCCGAGAACAUCCUCGUCGGGCUCCACGGCGAGAUCAAGAUCUCCGACUUUGGAUGGAGCGUCCACGCACCCACCAGCCGCCGCAAGACCCUCUGCGGUACCCUCGACUACCUGCCCCCGGAGAUGAUCAAGCCCGGCUCCUCGGAUAACUACUACGAUGAGAAGGUCGACCUGUGGAGUCUGGGCGUCCUCAUGUACGAGUUCCUCGUCGGUGAGGCCCCCUUUGAGGACACGCCCGUCAUGACGCACCGUCGCAUUGCCCGCGCCGACAUGACUAUCCCCAAGUUUGUCAGCCCCGAGGCCACUGACUUGAUCAAAAAGCUUCUGGUUCUCGACCCCAACAAGCGUAUUCCUCUCGACGACCUCCAACAGCAUCCCUGGAUCGUAAAGUAUUGCGUCAAGGGUGAACGUGCCUCUAACCGGCAACGAUCCGAGUAG